Molecule: messenger RNA, 2168 nt
Organism: Lottia gigantea (owl limpet)
Lineage: Eukaryota; Metazoa; Mollusca; Gastropoda; Lottiidae
Exons: 1
Coding region: 250-1737 (495 amino acids)
Source: RefSeq, a predicted model, not a curated record
CGAAAGGACUGAAGUGGGCAUUCUGACUCGUGAAGGAGACUUAACAACAAUUUAACACGAGUUUGCCAUCUUUUUGAUAUACUUAAAAGGUGCAGAGAGUGACAUAGUAUACAUACUAAUAGGAAGGCGCACCUUGAAGUUGUUUUCUGUGCAGCUGAGUGCACUUUCGACGUCGUCUGCUAGGAAAUGUCUGAGAAAAUUCUAAUCUAUCAUGUGAAUGGUAGGCCUGAGUUAUAAAUACGCUUAAUCAUGUUAAGAAAAUGUGGCUAUUGGAUGGUAUUGUUAUUAAUUUUUUAUGUGAUUUGUGUGUUUUACAUAAUAUCUACUUUAAAAUUAAACGAAGGUCAAAUAUUGGAGAAGAACGAUUUGACCGACGAUAGACAGAACAUUCGGGGUAUCCAGGACGAUAUUGCUAGUAGACGACAGAGUGAACCGAAUGUAGUACCUGUAGUUGUAGAAUCGUUAGAGGAAGAUGUACCAAAUUUAGCUGUUGGUAGAAAUAUUCUAAUUGAAAAGGGUGGAGUGGGCCCGUUUUUUGCGAAUCAACCAAAGACAGAGGGAAAUGGUAAGCAAACGGCUCCACUUCCAGUCAGAUCUCAAUUCAGACCAAUUGGUGAGCGCUUUUAUGUUUAUUCCUCAUAUUUUGACGACAGACUUCGAGACAGUUUUAUUAGAAUUGUAGCAAUUGGACCAAGGAAAAGACCAAAGAGUAAAUCAGGACUUAUGUGUAUAUUUGAAAGUCAAAAGGCAAAAAACGGUACUGUUGCUACGGAUAUCCGGCUUUCAGAAACAUGUGAAAACCAUAAGCAACUAACAUCGUUUUAUUUGAUGUCUUGUUUGGUGCCUAAUGCUGUAGUCAAACAAUUCCGGCAGAAUAGGCAGUGGAAUUUCAAACUUAAAGAUCAAAAGAGUGAAAGAGAUGGAUUCAUUUUGACAGCCGUCAAUAACCGUCCUUUCCGAUCUCUUAACAAAACACGGUCUCAAUUUUGUCUCUGUGUUCCACCUCUGUACGGUGAUUUGAAACCUUUACAUUUUGUGGAAUUUAUGGAAUUAUCCUUGUUGCUUGGAGUGGAACAUUUUACCUUUUAUGAUUACCAAAUAGGUCCUGAAAUUCGAUCAAUUGUAAAAGUUUAUGAAAACCUUGGAAUUGUUACAGUUUUAAAGUGGAAUAUUCCAGAUGUGCGUCACAUAUGGAGUUAUGGUCAAUCUGCAUCUAUUGCUGACUGCAUUUACAGAAAUAUGUAUAAUUUUCAAAUCGUGGCACUAAGUGAUAUCGAUGAAUUUAUAAUACCACGCCAUCUCGAGUCUUGGAAAACCAUGCUGGCAUAUUUGGAAAAUCAAAAUAGGCGCGUUGCCAAGAGUGUGGCUGCCUACCGCUUCAAAAGUUCUUUCUAUCACGGAAAUACAGAAAACGUUACUUCAGAAUGGCGAAUGUUUAAAUCGUUAUCUAAUAUAUUACGAACGAAAACAGUAAGUGAUAUACGUACUAAACUUAUGGUAUACCCAGAAACGGUAUUUGAGUUAGGAAUUCACCACCUUAGUCAACCUAUUAAAACCCAUUAUAAAACUUUAAAUGUUGAUGGAAACACAGCAUUAGUGCAUCACUAUAGAAAUUGUAAAGACGUUCAAGAAAUGACUUGUGGACAAUUUAUUGAAGACUAUACAGCACAACGAUAUGGGAAAGUUUUAGUUGAAAACACUAAACGUGUUUUACGGCGUGCGAAGACGGAAACGUGAGAAAAUCGAAUCUUAUGUGGCAUUAAAUUACUAAAUCCCAUACAUUUACACAGGUUCAUUCACUCGUUUCUGGCCUGUAAUCGCGGGCUGUAGGUGAUGCAAGAUAAAUAAUUUCAACGAAAGCAUCAAUCAAAUCAAAAAGUCUUUAAACAAUUCUAUCUACAUGUAUAUUAUAUUCAUAAAUUGCUUCGCAUUUUUACCACUGUUGGCGUUAUUACUUUACAUUAUAGAUCAUCGCAAUGUGCAAUGAAAUCGAAAGCCGAUAUUUUUCAGAAUUUUGAGCAUUCUAUUAAUGUUGUAUAGGCACUUUAAAAAGUUCAAUUUUGUUGGAAGGGUAUUGAAGAGAAAACAUAUUAACUUAGGAAUAUGUUUGAGUUAAAGAUGUUUUCAAGCACACUUUAUUUAUUUUAUCUCAUAAAUUCAUCAUUUUC